Molecule: messenger RNA, 2512 nt
Organism: Dimorphilus gyrociliatus
Lineage: Eukaryota; Metazoa; Annelida; Polychaeta; Dinophilidae
Source: the annotation of a GenBank genome assembly
UAUGUCUGUAGAGCCAACUCUAGUCACUUAUCAGCCAUGGACUCGGUUGAAAAUUCCCAAACGAAUAGAUAAAGCACUUGAAAGUCUAUUCAACAAAAUUCUUGAAAAAUAUGUAUAUAAUCUUUGGUACAAUGACUUGAGUAAAAAUGAGGCAUUUGUUGAUGAGUUGAGAGUUAUUAUGCGCCACAUCACUGCAGCCGUGCUCAGGAGAAGUCAAAAAAUCGACAUUCCUUCUCUAAUUUUACAAAAACUGCUCAAAACAACCCUGCAGCACCUUCACUUUUACUUAAAUGCCCGAAAACUCUAUAAUUCUGAUGUUGAUGAGGAUAUUCAGCAGUUUGUCUUGAAAAAAUACAGACCAUGCUGCCUACAUAAGGCCAUGUAUACCAGAAAGGCGGAGAGUGAAUAUCUUCGUAAAAUUCUAGAUGGUAUUUUCCCUCUGGUUUUACCCAAUAAAAGUUUACACUGCAGGCCUAUAUAUACACUUGCGAGGGAAAUCCUGGCUGGUCUUAUUUUGCUUCCACUUAUGGACGUCUUAGCAAAUCCUGACUUUCUUAAUUUUUUGCUACUGACAUUCCUUAGCUCUGAUACAAAUACUGAUAAUGGUAACAUUCGUCCAGAAAUGACUCCAAUUCUACAAAACUUCUCAAAACCCAGAAAUACUAAAAAAUCAUCAUUAAGUUUACAAUUAAAAGAGAUAAGAGAAGAUCAAGAAAUUUUUUAUUUGUUUAUGCAAUUUAUGAAAAAAGAAGCGGCCGUUAACUUUCUACAAUUCUACACCCUGGCUGAUAAUUUGAAUGAAAAUCUAAUCAGACCUGAUCUAAAGGUAGAGGAUCUACAAUGUAUCCAUGAUGACGUGAGGCAACUUUUUGAAAGUUUCAUGCAGAGAGACGUUUUAGGAUCAAUACCAUUUGAUGAGGAAAUUAUUGAGGAAUUUCGAGAAAUUGCAAAUGGUCCUCCAGAAGAUGUUAUUAAAUUGCAAACAACUACGGCUUAUUUUAGAGCUUAUGAAUAUACAAUUACCAUUCUGGAAAAAGAAUUUCUUCCGAAAUUUCAUCAUAGUGACGAAUAUUUUCAAUUACUUUGUGGCGAGAGAUUGAAAAAACCAGAUAGCCUGAGUUCUUCAAGAAAUAAUUCAAAAGCCAAAGCGGAAAAUGCAGGUCUGUCAAAGAUAAGUAAUCGACUAAAAGGAGUUUUCAGAACCACAAAUGUUAUGGAUGGAAAGCCUCUUGAUGACUUAAUUGACUAUGGAGGUGAAGAAGCGGAUCCAAUAAUGGGAAUCGAAGACAGAUUAGAUGGAACAGAAUUUAGUGAUCAAGUAAUGGAAGCUACCUCUCCUUUGCAUGAUUUAAGCAACUGGAGAGUUUGCAUAGUCGACAUAUUAGAAAAGUAUGAUCAGGAAAAAAAGCCGUUCUGGACAUUUGUCCUAGAGUUAAGAAGAAUUGACAGAUUGGAUUUUCCUUGUACAGACAAGGAAAUGUGCGACCCCCCAAUGUGGAAAGUUGAAAGACGAUAUCAUGAAUUUUAUGUCUUAGAGUCUAGAUUACAAGAAUUUCAUGGCGAUAACAUUCCACCUAAUUUGAACUUGCCGCCUAAAAAAACAUUCGGGACAAGUCGAAAGGAUUUCUUGGCUUCUAAAAAGAAAGAAUUUGAAGAAUAUUUACAAAACUUACUCACUUUACCCGUUCUCAAGGGAUCAGAAUUAUUACACACUUUUCUAAAGUCAAAUUCAAAAUUUACAUCUAGUAUUCUUCCUGAUAUUAAUGAUGUUGGUAAAUUAGUUAGAACCAAGGCAAUGAAGUUAGUGAAAGAAAAAGGUCAACAUCUGGAAUCAUUUUUACACUCAUUUGUAAGUAGUACAGAAGCUGGAAAGCCUAAACCGAGUAGGAAUAACGACUCUGAUUCUGACGCCGUUUCCAUAUCAAGCGAAAAAAUGGUUAACUCAAUAUAUGAAAACAAUGCAGAGAGUGCCAGUUUAACGAGCUUUGAAACUAGCUUUUCAAGUUUGCAGCCGCAUAUGAAGCAGAAACAUGACAAGUGUUUAGCACCAUCUAUCAACAGUGUUUUUGAUGCUAUAUUUUACUUAGCAAAAUAUCUUUUCGGAGUAUCUCAGGCGAUUUUACAAUUCUUCGUUGUAGCUAGGAUGUUUCUUAAAAACACUUUCGACAAUUUGAUGGAUUAUAAACUCGGUGAAAAACUUGACUAUGUAUUUCAUGAAAAUCAACUUAGUAAAUUAAUAAAAAUGCUAGAAGAUACUCUUUUCAAUGAGAAUAAUUUUCCAAGGUCAGAAGAAGAAAAAAAAGAAAGAUGUAAAAAAACACUAUGUGAAUUGCAAGAUUCCAUUCCAAAAAUAUUUUCUAUUGGCAUAGGAAAAGAUAAAAUAAAGAAAGAUACAAAAAUACUGUUUGAACUCUUUCAACAGCCUAAACUAAAUAAACAGCUGUCAUACCUCCUACUGGAUGACGUUAUAACGGAAUUGUUUCCUGAGUUAAAAGAAGAAAAUGAUUGUUAA